This is a messenger RNA of Cajanus cajan (pigeon pea), 3494 nucleotides long. RefSeq names its product methyl-coenzyme M reductase II subunit gamma, putative (DUF3741) (gene TRM20). Lineage: Eukaryota; Viridiplantae; Streptophyta; Magnoliopsida; Fabales; Fabaceae. The record is from RefSeq and is a predicted model, not a curated record.
AAAGGUGAGAUCAAACAAAAAAUUAUUGUGAAGUCAACAUAACAGAAUGUAGAAAAUUAUGGGGCCUCAACCGAUAUGGCUUUCCCCGUUCCAUUGUUUGUAUGCCUUUCCUGUUAUUUUUACUCCUUUAAAAGGAUCUCCUUUCCAUAUGAUACUAUCGAUUUGGUGAUCACUCAUUUGUAAAAAUAACAAGAUAAUAUCUCAGGUUCACUGCAAUUGAGUCAAGUAACUACCUUGUAAAUUUGAUCCAAAAAUGAAAUAUUAUUUCAACUGUUUUAUUAUUCUAUAUAUCAAGUAAUGACACAUUCAAUAUUUAUGAUAUUUUCCCUACCAACAUUAUUUGGCAAGAUUUGGAAGAAUGAAUUAUAUUUAUUACAUUGGGAUUGCAUAGUUAUUUGCCUAUACAUAAGUGUAACAACUUGCCUGUUUUGUUAGACUGGUUAGUUUUGUUAUCAAACAUGAGAUUCAAAUUCCAUUGGAAGCAAGUUGAGAAUUUAUUAGUACUAAAUGAUAUAAAUCAAUAGCAGUUUGAAGCGAGCUUUUCACAAAUAGAGAGGAUGGAGGACAAAGUACAGAAUUAAGGAAAGGCAGAGACAAAGAAAAAAGCUUCAUCACUUUCAACAAGUCAAUCAGAUGGUGGUGAUGGGAUAGAGGAUAAGGCAGAAAAGUAAAUGGAUCAACCAUCAAGAUGCAGAUGCUCAUAGACAAAGAUAUGUCCAAACAAAAAGACUCCAAGCACCAACUACCAAAUGUAGUAGCAAAACUAAUGGGGCUUGAAACCCCUCCAAGGGGAGAGCCUAAUUUAUCUGUAGAGAGAAGCCACAGAAGCGAUUAUUCUCAACAUAUGUAUGGUCCUAUAGGGCUUCCAUUCAAGCAUUGGCAGCAGGAAGAUGGGUUUAUGGAUAUGGAAAUGCUUCAUGAAAUUCAUCCAAGCACAGAACAGGUUUCUUACAAAGAUAUGUAUGAAAUAUGGCAGCAAUCUCAGAGAGCAACCUAUGUAAGGGGCAAGAUACCAGAUAGAGGAAAGCGGAAUGAAGAAGUUGAUGGGAAAAGAAUGGCUCUCAUUCGUCAGAAAUUCAUGGAAGCAAAACGUAUGUCAACAGAUGAGAGACUGCGCCAUACCAAACAAUUCAAAGAAGCCUUGGAAGUUUUAAGCUCCAAUAGUGAUCUCUUAGUCAGGUUAUUGGAUUCUCAAAAUGUUUAUGAAUUUUACUCAACUCCACCAAAUGAGACAAAACGUGUCACCCUCAUUAAACCUUUGAAGAUGAUUGACAGUGUCAAUGACAAAUCUUCCAGUAAGGAGAAAAAAAAUAGUAGACUGAUUAAGAAACCAGCAAGAGUUGAUCAAGCAGCUGUAUGGGAAAACAAGAAUCCUGGAAACUCUCCAGAUAGUCAGAAAGUUGAUGAUUCUCCAGUUAGAACCACUCGAAUAGUGUUACUAAAGCCUAGCCCUGGGAGGACACAUGACCAAAAGGCAAUGAUUUCUCCAACAACUUCAUCACCACUGAAUCUGAAAAGUGGAAGUUUCCAUCAGGGACCUGAAUAUGAAGAUGUACUAGAAUCCAUUAGAGUGGCAAAGGAGAUCACACAGCAAAUGCACAAAGGCCUUAGGAGCUAUCAAAAGGAUAAGACUCCUCAUUCUUCAGUGUUUUCCAAUGGCUUUUCUGAUGAUGAGAGUUCAUUCAACAAAUCUUAUCAUGAAUAUGCAUCGGCGCAUUUCAGCGAUUUGGAAGCUAUGUCACCAUUGCCAAGGCUUUCAUGGGAUUACACAAAUGGCUGUGGCAGUCCUUAUUCUACAAUGUCCUUGGGUCGAGUGUCUUGCUCUCCUGAGUCAUCAGUGUGCAGAGAGGCAAAGAAAAGACUUUCUGAAAGAUGGACUAUGAUGACAUCAGAUAAUAAGGGUCACCAAGAACAAAGGCAAUCUACGAGAAGCUCUACCUUGGGUGAGAUGCUUUCUCUUACUCAUAAAAAGAAAUCUGUAACAUCUGAUGUUGAGAGUAUUAAUGAAGACCAAGAACCUGGCAAAUAUGUUUCUUGCAGCCAUUCUUUCAAUGCAGAAAUAAGCAUUGAGGGCUCUCCUAAAACUCUUCCCAGGUCAAAUUCUGUGCCUGCAUCUUCUACUGUCUAUGAAGCUGUUGUUGAUCACAAUACUGGGAAAGCACAGGGCUCCAAGGCGCGGACAAAGUCAAAGAGUAUGAGAUCAUCACUUAAAGGGAAAGUUGCCAGUUUCUUGUUCUCAAGGAGUAAGAAAUCAACCAAGAAAAAACCAAGUCCAUCUCAAUCUACUCCUACUGCCACCGAAACAUUAGUUCUUCCAGCAAAUUCACCUGAAGUCCUCAGGGAUGAUGUCUCUCAAAGCAUCAAUGUGGAUCGUUUUGAAGAGUGUUCUCUUGCAGAUCUAUGUGAAUCAUCAGGGAAAACUAAAACAGAUUUGGUCUCUAACAGACAAGAAGAAGAAGACAUGAUUACACUAGAGCCUGGAUUCACUGUGCCAAGGCCCAUGAUGUCAGAGAUUAAUUUAAACGAUAACCCGGAUCAGCCUAGUCCAAUCUCAGUGUUACAACCUCCAUUUGAAGAUUAUAAUAGUAAUGCAUCUCAUGAGUCCUUGAACAGCACGAAGAGUGGUCAACUAGGAUCACAGGUGUUACUGAAGUCCAAUUUAAUUGACAAAUCACCACCUAUAGAAUCAAUAGCUAGGACCCUAUCAUGGGAUGAUUCUUGUGCUGAAGUAGCAAGCCCCUAUCCAUUAAAACCCUUGAUGGUUUCUUCCUUGGACUCCAAGGUAGAGGAACACGAGUGGCUACUCUUGGUCCACAAACUACUAUCAGCAGCUGGACUUGAUGAUCAACACCAAUACGACUCGUUUUACACUAGAUGGUAUUCACUUGAAAGUCCAUUGGACCCAUCACUGAGGGACACAUAUGCCAAGGAGCCUAUGCCAAUGCAUGAGGGCAGAAGAAGGAAGAUGAGAUCAAACCAUAAACUUGUGUUUGACUAUGUCAAUUCUGCACUAUUGGAAAUUGUUGGUUAUGGAUCAGAGAAAAGUUGCUUAAAGAGCAGUGGGAGCCACUACAGGGUCCUAGUCCAAGAGGGUGCAUCAACCUUAUUGGUGGACCACAUUGUGGCCCAAAUGAAGAAAUUAAUAGCAAGUGGGAUGAAGAGUGAGUGGGAGGGUGGUGGGGACAGCAACAGCCUGGUGGUAGAAAAUGUUGUCAGAAAAGAGGUGGUGCAAAUAGGGUGGGUUGAGCUUAUGGAAUUAGAGAUUGAUGUUUUGGGGAAGGAGAUUGAAGGAGAAUUGAUUCAAGAGCUUGUGGAGAAUGUGGUGGUUGAUUUUACAGGAAGGGAUUGAAUCCCUCUUGAGCCUUUCUGCUUUUGAUUUUUAAAUUAAAUAAAUAUUGUAAGUUUAUUAUGGUUGCAUUUGAUCAUCCACUUUGUGCUACUCACCUAAUUUAUUAAAUUCUAUGCUACCAAUAAAUUUGUAGUUAUUUGCUAUU